CAUUGAAACUGGUGUGAAAGAUCAUUUCACUUUGUUCUGCUGUAAACUGAGCGCAGAACCAGAGGAAAUAGACCAGACCUUGAAUAUCUAGAAGAGCAGCGUGGCCUGAACCACAACUGAGCCGCAGCCGGUGCAACAUGGACGAGGACACUUCAGAGCAAGUUGGACCCUCACACACAAAAGGUCAGGACCAGAGACUGAGAGCAGAGUCUCCAGGGUCCAGCUGUCUGUCUCUGAAGAGUGACUGGUCCAUGAGACAUCCUCCAGUCUUCAGUAAUGAACCUGGACCCUCACACACAGAGGAGAGGAAGAGGAGUCAUGUUUCUGAGGAGGAGCAGUCGUCCUGCUGUGCUUCGUGUCAGGACGUCCUGAAGAAUCCAGUCUCCACCAGCUGUGGACACUGGUUCUGCAGACAGUGCAUCACCUCAUACUGGGACCAGUCUGGUUCUUCAGGAGACUCCUCCUGUCCCCAGUGUGGACAAAGAUCCAGAACAGGAGCUGGAGGUCAGACAGCCGGUCAGAGCAGCACUGUACAAGCAGAUCGUGGUCUGCAGGAGGUUUCAGAUGAACAUAAGCUCAGUGUGAGGAGGAGAUGUGAACAUGUGACUGAAGGAAGUGAUGAAACAGGAAGUAGAACCCUCCUCAACAGAAUCUACACUGAGCUCCACAUCACAGAGGGACAGAGUGAAGAGGUUAAUACUCAACAUGAGGUGAGGCAGCUUGAGACGGCUUCCAAGAGGAAGAUCCUCCACGACACUCCCAUCAAGGUCCACGACAUCUUUAAAGCCUCCACUGACCAGCAGAGCAGCAUCAGAGUCGUCCUGACCAACGGAGUCGCUGGCGUUGGAAAAACCUUCUCGGUGCAGAAGUUCACUCUGGACUGGGCAGAGGGUUUAGAGAACCAGGAUGUGGGUCUGCUGGCUGUGCUUUCGUUCAGGGAGCUGAACCUGGUGAAGGACCAGCAGCACAGUCUUCUCACGCUGCUCCAUGUUUUCCAUCCAGCGUUACAGAAGCUCACGGCAGAGACGCUCGCUGUCUGUAAACCUUUGUUCAUCUUUGACGGCCUGGAUGAAAGCAGACCUUCUCUGGACUUCAACCACAGGAAGCUUGUGUCUGAGGUCACACAGAGGUCAUCAGUCAACAUGCUGCUGACAAACCUCAUCCGGGGGAAUCUGCUUCCCUCGGCUCUCGUCUGGAUAACCUCCAGACCUGCGGCGGCCAAUCAGAUCCCUCCUGCAUGUGUUGACAGGGUCACAGAAGUACGAGGCUUCACUGACGCCCAGAAGGAGGAGUACUUCAGGAGGAGAUUCAGUGAUGAAGAGCUGUGCAGCAGAAUCAUCUCACACAUCAAGACGUCCAGGAGCCUCCACAUCAUGUGUCAAAUCCCAGUCUUCUGCUGGAUCAGUGCUACAGUUCUGGAGCACAUGUUGACCACAGACCAGAGAGGAGAGCUGCCCAAGACCCUGACUGACCUGUACUCACACUUCCUGCUGGUUCAGACAAAGAGGAAGAACAUCAAGUACGGUGAGGGACAUGAGACGACUCCACAGCAGCUGACGGAGGCUGACAGGGACGUUCUCCUGAAGCUGGGGAGGCUGGCACUGAAACAUCUGGAGGAAGGAAACAUCAUGUUCUACCAAGAAGACCUGGAGAGGUGUGGUCUUCAUGUCACAGAGGCCUCGGUGUACUCAGGAGUUUGUACUGAGAUCUUCAGAAGAGAGUGUGUGAUCUUCCAGAAAUCAGUCUACUGCUUUGUUCAUCUGAGCGUUCAGGAGUUUCUGGCUGCAGUCUACAUGUUCCACUGUUACACCGAGAGGAACACAGAAGAACUCAACAACUUCUUAGGACCAUAUGGGAACACAGUCAGAACCUUCUCCCUGGAUGACCUCCUGUGGAGAACCAUGGAGAAAUCCCUCAGCAGUACAAAUGGUCAUCUGGACCUGUUUGUUCGCUUCCUUCACGGCCUCAGUCUGGAGUCCAACCAGAGAGUCUUAGGAGGCCUGCUGGGUCGGACAGAGAACAAUCCAGAGAUCAUCCAGAGAGUCUUAGGAGGCCUGCUGGGUCGGACAGGGAACAAUCCAAAGAUCAUCCAGAGAGUCCUAGGAGGCCUGCUGGGUCGGACAGAGAAAAAUCCAAAGAUCAUCCAGAGAGUCAUCAACAACCUGAAGGAGAUGAAGAGUGAUGACAUUUCUCCUGACAGAAGCAUCAACAUCUUCCACUGUCUGACUGAGAUGAACGACCACUCAGUUCAUCAGCAGAUGAAACAGUUCCUGACGUCAAAGAACAGAUCGAAGGAGAAACUCUCUGAGAUCCACUGCUCAGCUCUGGCCUACAUGCUGCAGAUGUCAGAGGAGGUUCUGGAUGAGUUGGACCUGAAGAAGUUCAACACAACAUACCAGGGUCGACGGAGACUGAUCCCAGCUGUGAGGAACUGCAGGAAGUUUAUACUCAGUGGUUGUGGACUCUCAGAGACUCACUGUGAAGUCGUGGCCUCAGCUCUGAAGUCAGACCCCUCACAUCUGAGAGAACUGGUUCUGAGCUUCAACAACAACCUGCAUGAUUCAGAAGUGAAGCUGCUGUGUUCUGGACUGGAGAGUCCAAACUGUCGACUGGAGACUCUGAGGUUGAAGAGAUGCAGACUGUCAGAGAUCAGCUGUUCUUCUCUGGCUUCAGCUCUGAGGUCAAACCCCUCUCAUCUGAGAGAACUGGAUCUGAGCUACAACGACCUGAAGGUCUCAGACCUGAAGGAGCUUCUUGAUCUACAGCAGAGUCCAACCUGUCGACUGGAGACUCUGAGGUGGAAGUCUGAGUGGAGGUGAGUGUGAAGAGGACAGUGUGAAGAGGACAGUGUGUGUGGACGGAGGCUGAGCUGUGUCCUGAGGAUCCAGAGGCUGAAGCAGCAGCAGCUUGUGUGUAGUCUCCAAUCUACACAACCCCUAAUCUGCAUGUGUUUGUGAGAUGAAGCCGGAGCACCUGGAGAAAACACGGGGAGAACAUGCAGACCACACACAGGAAGACCCCAUCUGAACCGGAUUCAAACCAGCAACCUUCCUGCCCCGAUUGUGUUUAUUCACAUGAAGAAUGUGUUUAUUGAAAUGACACAACACAAGCAGAAUAUAUAAACCCUCUAUAAAGAGUCACAUACAGUGUG
Molecule: messenger RNA, 3151 nt
Organism: Platichthys flesus (European flounder)
Lineage: Eukaryota; Metazoa; Chordata; Actinopteri; Pleuronectiformes; Pleuronectidae
Product: protein NLRC3-like
Exons: 7
Coding region: 138-2819 (893 amino acids)
Molecular function (GO): protein binding
Source: RefSeq, a predicted model, not a curated record